Messenger RNA from Acaulospora morrowiae, 774 nucleotides. The record is from the annotation of a GenBank genome assembly. NCBI's taxonomy places the organism in Eukaryota, Fungi, Glomeromycota, Glomeromycetes, Diversisporales, Acaulosporaceae.
AUGAAUAGAAACUUUUGUCUCUCUAAUGAAGAGAAUGUGGUAUACUUUGAAGCCCACCGUAUGCCUCUAGAAGAGGCAAGUGAGGAAAUAUUGCAAAGUGCUCAAUUUUUCUCCGCUGAUGAAGAAAACGUGGAAAAUGUUACCGAAACCCAUCUCGAGGAGGCAAGAGAGGAAAUGUUACAAAGAACGAAACCUUGGCAGAGUUUUUUCCCCGAAUUUUCGUCAAUUAGUAACCACCAAAUGAACUGUGAGCAAGUUCACCCUUCUAUUUCUUCCGACGACGGCGAUGAUUUCAAUGGGAAAGGUUUUUCCCAAAAACACUCGUCAGCUAUUUAUAACCAAAUGAACUGUGUGCAAGUUCCCCCUUCUAUUUCUUUAAACAACCAAGAUUCUACUUCAGACCUUGAUGGUCAUCUUUCCAUUUCCAAUACUGAUUCUUUCAUUAACGACGCAUACACCAACGAUGCUUACAUUAACGACGCAUACAUCAACGAUGCUUUCAUUAACGACGCAUACAUCAACGAUGCUUUCAUUAACGAUGCAUACAUCAACGAUGCUUGCAUCCACAUUAUGGAACUCCUUCUCCAUAAUAAUUUUAUUUCUCCUGAAGACUAUUACAAAAUUCACGAAUUAUUUUCUUUCAAUUCCGGUGACGUAUACGAAAGCGUUGCGCAUCAUCUUUUUAUUAAUGGACUGAUCAAGGGUUACGAGAACCCCAAAAUUUCAAUCCUAAAAUAUUGGCUGUACCUUUUGGGACGGCCUGAAAGAACCUAA